AUGCCCUCGCCAAAUCCCGUACCGGCGACACCUCGCGUGAUAUCGCCGACCCCCUCUAUAUCGGACCCGUCAGAGACACCCGAUGGAUACCUCAAACCGGUAACACGGUCUGCAGCACGUCGCCGGCAUCAGCCAGAUGGUUCAGCCGAAAGUUCUGGCUCAGCGCGAACAUCAAGAUCCCCAACCACACCAUCGGCUCGGCGCAACCGCCGAUCAAACCCUAUGAUACCCGCCUCGCCGCCGCGCUCCGUAAACGGUACUGCAUUGAACACUCAUCUAUCCCCGUCAAGCAUUCCCGAUGCCCUGCGCGACUUGUCAAGAUCACCAUCUCCCCUCGGACUGAUCCCCCUCCACGCACGCUACCGCAGCUUCAUUCACCGCCAUGAAAUCCCGCGCAAGCUUUUGCACGUGUCAAUCGGGUUUUUGACUCUGUCAUUAUAUAGCCGAGGCGUGCAGUCUCUGCAAAUCACACCAGUCCUCUUCACCGCCCUGGUGCCGAUUGCAGCAACGGACCUGAUCCGCCACCGCUUCGAGAAGGUCAACAAAGUAUAUAUUCGCUGCAUGGGUGCCCUCAUGCGCGAAACAGAGGUCACCGGCUACAACGGCGUGAUCUGGUAUCUCCUCGGGGCGUACGUUGCUCUCCGAUUCUUCCCCAAGGACGUCGGUGUCAUGAGCGUACUACUCCUUAGCUGGUGUGACACCGCCGCCUCGACAUUCGGUCGUUUGUACGGCCGCCACACCCCCCGUCUGCGUCCUGGAAAGAGCUUGGCUGGUACUAUGGCGGCUUGGCUCAUGGGUGUUGUCACCGCCGCUACUUUCUGGGGCUGGUUUGUGCCUUACUUUGGCGCUUUCCCCAAUGACCCAGAAAACGCUUUUAUGUUCACGGGACGCUUGAAUCUGCUCCCGAACUGCGUUCGCGGCCUUCUGGGCUGGGUGCACAGUGACUCGGCGGUCAUCACCGGCCCUUUGGCUUUGGGUGUCAUGAGUGUCGUCUCUGGCGUUGUUGCCGCCGGCAGCGAGUUCAUUGAUAUGUGGGGCUGGGAUGAUAACCUGACGAUCCCCGUGUUGAGUGGAGUUGGCCUAUGGGGUUUCCUCAAGGUCUUUGGGUAG
Molecule: messenger RNA, 1110 nt
Organism: Penicillium samsonianum
Lineage: Eukaryota; Fungi; Ascomycota; Eurotiomycetes; Eurotiales; Aspergillaceae
Product: diacylglycerol/polyprenol kinase family protein
Exons: 1
Coding region: 1-1110 (369 amino acids)
Biological process (GO): phosphatidic acid biosynthetic process
Cellular component (GO): endoplasmic reticulum membrane
Molecular function (GO): ATP-dependent diacylglycerol kinase activity
Source: RefSeq, a predicted model, not a curated record